Molecule: messenger RNA, 4544 nt
Organism: Strongylocentrotus purpuratus (purple sea urchin)
Lineage: Eukaryota; Metazoa; Echinodermata; Echinoidea; Camarodonta; Strongylocentrotidae
Product: protein jagged-2-like
Exons: 23
Coding region: 1-3894 (1297 amino acids)
Biological process (GO): cell communication; heterophilic cell-cell adhesion; Notch signaling pathway
Cellular component (GO): protein-containing complex; plasma membrane
Molecular function (GO): protein binding; calcium ion binding
Source: RefSeq, a predicted model, not a curated record
AUGCAAUUUUCCAUCCUAAACCAUUUUCAUCUAAAGUCAACGAACGGAGAUGGUCACUUUGAACUGGAUGUGAUUUCAUACGUCGAUCCUCGGGGGGAGCUAGCGGACGGCUCAUGUUGCGACCCGCCAUCGUCAUCAUCGUCAUCGUCAUCGGCCGAUGGCAUUCAAGAAUGUGUCAACGAGUGUGAUGUCGCCUUCCGUGCUUGCCUUACCAACUUCCAGCCGCGCACGACGUAUGAUGGACGAUGUGUAUUUGGUGAAGGUAGCACCGAUGUCGUCGGUGGAAACACAUUGUUGUCUAUCGUCGAUGGCGACAUCGACACGAGAUCCGCAUCGGUAAAUUCUACCCCACCUGCUGAGAAAGACACAACUAUCAAGUUCCCGUUUGAUUUUGCGUGGCCGACAACAUUCUCCCUGAUCCUGGAGGCUCUGGAUGUUGAUGGAAAUGGUGUUGAAAAGUCACAGAAACCACCAUCUACCAAAUCCUCAUUACCAUCGUCGUCGUCAUCAUCAUCACCACAACAAUCACAUACACCAACAAUGCCCUUUAUUAUACCGAUGCCCAUACCAGUAACAACAGAAACCGCUUCGUUAACAAAUGCAUUUGAAACAACCACGUCCACGUUGGGGUCUCGAAACGUGACCUUCCAGUUGAUCGAACGCGCCUACCACUCCGGCAUCCUGGUCCCCUCCUCGUCCUGGGUCGCUCUUCGUCACGACGGCGCCACGGCCACCGUGCUCUACCGCGUCCGCCUCCAGUGCGACGACGACUUCUACGGGAAGACGUGUUUGAAUUACUGCACGCCUCGCAAUGACCAGUUCGGACAUUACACGUGUGAUGAUGACGGCGGUAGGGUGUGCGACCACGGUUGGACCGGGAGUCAUUGUAUGAUAUCAAUAUGCAAGAAAGGAUGUCACGCGACAUACGGCUUCUGUGAUUCUCCAGAUGAAUGCAGGUGCCGUCAUGGUUGGCAAGGUGAGCUUUGCGAUCAAUGCAUGCCAUACCCUGGAUGCAAACAUGGUGGUUGUGUAUCGCCUUGGCAGUGUAACUGCGAGUACAAGUGGGGCGGACUCCUGUGCGAUCAAGCUCAGGGGGCGUGUUACUCGAAUCCGUGCAUGAAUGACGGCCAGUGCGAGGAAGUCGACCACGGAUUCGUCUGCUACUGUUCCCCAGGAUGGACAGGGAUAGCAUGUAAUUCCAAUAUUGACGAUUGCCUUCAUUCUCCGUGUUUGAAUGGUGGCUCAUGUUCAGACCUCGUAGAUGGGUAUGAAUGUCAUUGUACAUCACAAUGGCAAGGCCCUGUGUGUCAAUAUGAUUCGAAUGAAUGCACAGGACAGCCAUGUGUGCACGCCUUCCGAUGUAGAAACCGAUUCGGUGAUUACUUGUGUGACUGUCAGCCCGGUUGGACAGGCAGAAACUGCGAUGUCAAUGCUAACGACUGUUUAGGACAUUGUUUGAAUGGUGCAACAUGCAUGGACCUGAUUAACUCGUUCAUCUGCGUUUGCCAACCGGGAUACACUGGCAUCGAAUGCGAGACGAACGUGGAUGAAUGCAGCAGUGAUCCUUGUAUGCAUGGAGGGAAGUGUACGGAUCUCAUUAAUGGAUACCAGUGUGAGUGCAAGCCAGGGUUCUCAGGAACACGCUGCCAGUAUGACGUGGACCUUUGCAACCCAAACCCUUGUGGGCAUGGAGCAAACUGCUUUAAUCUCUUUGGAGACUACUUCUGCGCCUGUCCAGAAAGCCACCAAGGAAAGAAUUGCUCCGAUGCAAAGACGUUGUGUAAAGGUUCACUCUGUCAGGUGAUAGAUAGUUGCACCGUGACAGCAGGGGCUACCAGUACCGGUGGACCGACCCAGCAACCAUCGAACGUUUGUGGUCCUCAUGGCGCCUGCAUCAGUCUGGAUAAUAAUGGAGGAUUCUCCUGCAUCUGUGACACAGGAUACACCGGCCUGUAUUGUCAUGAACGGAUUGACUAUUGCGAAAGUGACCCCUGUCAGAAUGGAGGUACUUGUAUCAACACUGUCUUGUCAAUACAAUGUGUCUGUACCCCAGGAUGGGAGGGUCUCUUCUGUCACAUCAGUACUGAUGAAUGCUCUGCGACCCCGUGCAGAAACAACGGAACCUGUGUGGAUCUUCAUGCGGAUUUUACAUGCGUGUGCCCUAAACGAUGGAUGGGGAAAACUUGUAAUUCACUUGAAAGCCAUUGUGACUCGAGCACGUGUCGUAACAAUGGAGUAUGUGAAGACGCCGGUCAAUCAUUCAUGUGUCUCUGCCCACCAGCAUGGGAAGGAAUAUCUUGUCGGAUAGCUAUCCAGGACAGAUGCACUGGUAGUCCAUGCGAAAACGGGGCGACAUGUAUUCCAAGUGGAGAAUCGUAUACGUGUAUCUGCAAAGAUGGUUUUGAAGGAGUAAAUUGUGAGAAAAAUGUGGAUGACUGUCGCCUAAACCCCUGCCAUAAUGGAGGAAAGUGUGUGGAUGGUAUCAACUGGUUUCUCUGUCAGUGUGCAGAUGGAUUCGCAGGACCUAGCUGCAGAAUAAAUAUCAAUGAAUGUCUUUCAAGCCCAUGUGCUUAUGGCAGUACGUGUGUGGAUGGUAUGGCAUCAUACACAUGUCACUGUCCACUAGGAAGGAACGGAACAACCUGCUCACAAGUAAUUGGUUACGACCCCAUGCCGAGAUCGUGUCAGUCUGGUCGACAUCUUCGUGUUCAUGACGAGACCUGGCAGCAGGACUGUAACCGAUGUCGCUGUGAUGAUGGGCACAUCGUCUGCUCGAAGAUAUGGUGUGGUCCAUCGUCGUGUCUAGCUGUCGCAGAUGAAACCUUCAGCAUGUACGAGCCCGACGACCAAUCUGUUUUUAGCUGCUCUCAAGGUUUCUUUUGUCGGCCUAUACAAGAACAUGAGUGUUUUACGCCUCCUUGUCAUCCGUGGGGAGUCUGCGAAAAGACGGCAUCCGAAGCAAGUUCGGAUGGUUACAGACAAGAACAUGGAUACCUAACGGGACGGGUUGAUAAUCUAAAAGAUGGAAGAGACUUAUCUUUGUCGGUAGACCAUACAGGCAUGAUUGGUUGCGAAUCUGGCGGGAACAAUGAUUUAUCUGGAACUUGUAUCCGUCUCUUACUGACGUUCGACUUGUGGAUAAUGCCUGUGGGGAUGACUGUUGAGGCUGUUUGCAAUGAUAUCAGACAGCUACCACAUAUACACGAUGCUGCCCAGGAUGCCGCCAUAUUCAUCAUCUGCCGAAAGGCUCCUCAAGAAACCGAUACUAUCGAUUUGACGGUGUCGACAGACGGGAAUGCCAAUGCGAUCACGGCAAAUAACGUCAGCCAGGCUUUGAUUUCGGGUCUCCAGGGUCGAUCAGGAAACAGUCCCGUGGUUCUUAACGCAAUCACCAGCAUUCAACAAAUGUCACCUUCGUUAGUAGUUAGCGCCAGAUUUAAUGCCAGAUUUCUUAUCCUUGCGUACAUGGUUGUUUUAGUAGCGAUCUCACUCUUCGGCUGCACUGUAAUCGCAUUCGGUCGUCGACGUCACGGCUGUCUCAACUCGCAGCCACCGCCCCCUCCGCCGUCCUUACCACUUCACGUCCUUACGGGGAGCGAUCAGGGCAUCGCUGAAUCAGCGACUACCAUCACCACCAUCACCACCACCAUGCACCAAGCCCUCAAUGAUUACAUCAUCGACGAAAACAAGACGUCAGAUAAAUCAUCGACAUCGAGGACGUCCAGUUCGUUUAGGGAUGACGUCCAUCAUUACGAGAACGACGCUAGAAGGAAUCAGCCUACAUCAACCGGCUAUUUGGUGCCUGAUUUUGAACGGUUGAACCAUUCGAAUAAGGGAUCAAAUAGAAGAGUAGCAAGGAGGCCUAGAUCUAGAUCGGAGAAGGAGCCAACUUGAAUCAACGACAUUUUAAAAGAUGGACUUGUCAAGCAAGACAUUUUUACAUUCAGAGAUAUACUGGACGCGAAGAAGAAGCCGUCACUACACCACUAGAUAUCACACAAGGAAUAAGCGUCCAUUGAGAUCAAAACCAUCAGGUCUUUCAACAAUCCAACAGUUUAUUGAAGGCUGAUGACGUUCAUGUAUUAUAUCUAUACUCAGAGUCAUAAUUUAUUGCAUAAUGUAAUUGGUGAUAUCACUUCAAUAAGAAUAGAUCGCCUGUAUACAGUUUACUUUUGCGAAUUAAAAAAUUACCCCUUUAAAUAAUCAAAAGCGCCAUUUGUCCUUACUCCAAUACGAAUUUAUGACAGCAUGACAUCGAGGCCUUCAGUAAUAUCAGUAUGAAUGAGCUAAAAAUUGGUUGCACUAUAAUUAUAAUCAUGAUCAAAUCUUUCGGAGCUACCAUGACCUUUAAAUUUGUAACCUCUAUUUGUAAAAUAUUGACUUGUAUCCAUAAUUCGUAGUGCAUUUAUUUAUUAUUCAAUCCCUCGCAGCAGCACGCUUUCACAUCAAAAUAAUGUCUAAACUUGCGUCCUCGUCAUCGAAAAGUGUUUUUGAUUAUAAAAAAAAAAAUAUCUUGAGAGGCGAAACAAAGUUCCCCCUUUUUU